Messenger RNA from Tigriopus californicus, 4589 nucleotides. RefSeq lists its product as uncharacterized. The transcript has 5 exons. The record is from RefSeq and is a predicted model, not a curated record. The coding region runs from base 470 to 4408 and encodes 1312 amino acids. NCBI's taxonomy places the organism in Eukaryota, Metazoa, Arthropoda, Copepoda, Harpacticoida, Harpacticidae. Gene Ontology annotation, molecular function: protein binding.
CGUCUUGAAGCUGUUCUUCCACGAGCUUUUGGUAUGCCCCCCUCCCCCCUUCUCGUCUUUGGCACCCUUCUCCUCGUCACUCCCAGCACUACAAUUUUCGUCAUCCUCCCUGGAAAUCAGUUCUUAUUAUGGCAGUCGACUUGCGAAUUUAGUGGAGGCAUGAGCUCUCGUCGAUUCGGAAAGCGCCUGUUGAGAGAGUGCUGGUGCUCAAUAUCAUUAUCAUCCUGUCAAUUGGUGGUGUUCAUGUGUACUUUUACUUCUUCAUCUAUCGGCUCCGUAUUCGUUGGCAUGGAAUAGAAGAAGAACAAGAACAACAAUCAUAACCUGGGAAUAGUCUUUUAAUGAUCAAGAGGAUUCGAGUAAAAAGCGACUGAAGUACGACAGGAUGAGAGCUUCGGAUUCUCUGGUUCCGAGUACUACAAAAUAGAAUGAGUCCAAGAUUAACCUCAAGGAACAAAAAAAGUUGACCAUGAUACGGAAAUUCAUGCUCUUUUGGACCUUAUGGGGAACUUUCGAGCGAGUGUUGCCGAAUCCCUUGGAAGAAUGGAGAACCAGAAUCGAGUCUCAAUGCUUUUUCGACGACAGGAUGCACGCCCUAAGAUGUCGAAACACCGAUUUGAGGCACAUUCAGAGCGGGAUCGACCAGCUCAUUUUCGAGAUCUUCGUGUUGGAUAUCAAUUUCUGCGAUGUGAGCACCCUCAUGGAGCCUCUAAUUGGCAACCAUUCCAUGUCGGAAUUGCGAACGGUGACUUUGGUUAAUAGCGGAUUGGCAGAGAUUGCGGAGAAUGCUUUUAUGGGCUUGGAAGACCACUUGGAGCAUCUGGAUCUAUCUGGGAACCGACUGACCAAUGUGCCCAAAGCCAUUUUGAACAUGGUCAAGCUCAUCUCGUUGGAUCUAAGUCACAACCAAAUCCGCGUUUUACCCCCUGGAUCGGCCUUCAACAACCUCAACACGCUAGUCAGAUUAGACUUGAGUGAGAAUCGGCUGGGAAUUCGGGACUCAAGGUCAGGUGGAGACAGCCAAGACAACGAGGACCCUUGGGAGGUCGAUUCAUCCGUGCCAGCUGAAGAUGAAUCCAUUUCGAAGUUGAACCCCGGAGCGGAAUUAAGUCUCCUAUCAUUUAAUUUGGAACCACUCACCGACACUCUCGAGGAAUUAGAUCUGAGUUCCAAUCAGUUCUCGGGACUCCCCAGCCAAUUCGUCAAUCGGACGUUCGCUCGACUCCGAAAACUCAAUUUAGCUCAAAACCCAUUGAAAGCCCUCUCUCAAGCUGCCUUCGCUGGCAUGGGUCGUCUUGAGGUCUUAAACCUAGCUCAAACCCGACUCACGACCUUCGUUUUGGAUGGGAUGCCACCGGUCUUGCGAGAAUUGCAAUUACUUGGCAACCCUUUGCAAUGUGAUUGCCAAGCCAGGUGGCUUUGGCUCCACGCCACCCAAAGCCAGGCCAAGGAACAGCUUCAAUCGAAGACUUCGCUCGCUCAAGAAGCACGUAAUGCCCAAAUCGAGGAUGAACAACACGACCAAGAGCCUCGACAACUAGCUGAAAACGAACAGACAACCACCGACCUCCAACACGCCGGAGAUGAAGGGGGAAACGAAGCUGAAGGAGGACGCGAACAUGAAGAACAAGAACAAGAAGAAGAAGACGAAGAAGGAGCUGAGGCUGGUGAUCCGAAAACGAGAUUGAAAAUCGAAUUACCCCCAUGCGCAGCGCCUUUCAGUGUCAAGAGCACGAAAUUGACGAGUCUUAAAGACUCCGAGCUUUGUGAAUUGCUCCCUGGCGAUCGUUUACCGCGUUUUUUCCGCGUGACUGAUAAGGACAAGGACAGUUUCCCCGAACUCACUUUCGAGAGCUUGCACCUGAUGCAAGUCACUCCUACCUCGGAUAUGGUGGUGAACCUCACCUGGUCGGUGGACGAGCCCUUUUACGAGACCUCGUACGAUUGGGGUGUCGUCUUCCGGAAGAUUGGAGACGAAACGAAUCCGUCUAAUAUGUUCUUCAAGACGAAAUUGGACCUGGCUCGUCAUGUCCAGUGGCAGAGUGGGUGGCAACCCCACAGCGAAGUGUUUGAGGAUUCACUCGAAGGCUUCGAAUCCGAUACCUACUACGAGAUAUGCUUGGCAGCCGUUCAUCAUUCGACCGUGUUUUACGUGCAUCAGAGCAAUUGUCAAGAGGUGCGGAUGCUGGAAUCGCUUCCUUCCCCUCUUGUCACUCUUCAUCUGCAGGAAUACGACACGCCGAAUGUCACCUUCUCAGCCUCGGAAACGGCCAUCACAUUGGAGUGGAAGCCUUUCCGUGAGAAUAUUAUCCCCAACAGGGCUCCUCAUCAAUUCCCAGAAAAGAGCAACAAGUCCGAGGAGAUGGGGGUCUUCCGUCAUAUCUCACUCAGAGAAUUCGGAGCCGCGAACGCAUCCGAAGUUGCGGUCGUGUUCGAGGGCUUCAACGCCACAUCUCCCCCGACCACAUCGACGACGCUGAGGCACACCAUUGUCGACUUGAAACCGCAGACCGCUUACAUCGUCUGUUUCCACUCAAUUAUGCGGGAGCACGGUGAGGAGGCGUGGGAACAGCCAUUGGAAGAAGUCAGUGGUGCGUCCUCGAAUUUGGAAAUCUGCCGGGAAAUUGUCACCUCAUCAAAAAUGGCGGGAACCUUCAAAUCUAAAUCCAAAUCCAUUACCAAGGAGACAAUGGAGAAAGGCUCGGCUCCAUUGGCAACAAUAACAGCCUCCAAUUCAAUGGAGACCGUGAGUCCAACUGAGUCUCCUUCGUUUUCUUCGCCUUCGGGGGGGUUUCCUUUGACAGAGGUCGUUGCGGCAACGGCGGCAGCCUCGGCCUCCACAGCCAUCAUUGUGGCCAUUCUUUGUUGUUGGUGCUGCGGUCCAAGGCCUUGUUGUUCUCGGAGGACGAGCGAACGCGAUAAUGAGGCUGAGAAUGAGACGAGAACAAAAGGAAACGAAAGAAUUGGCUACAACAAUGAGAACAAGUUGGAUGAUGGCGGGGAAAGCGGAUCAACAAAAGACGAAAAUGACAAUAGCACGAAACUUGUAAUGAAAGUCGAAAACAUGAGCAUUAAUGAACUUAACCCAACCGAAGUGGACGGUGGGUUUCACCAUUCGUACCACCCCCAUCAUCACAGCAGUAUCGACAUGGAACCUCCCGUCGGAAGUCAAGAAGAGGACGACGACGACGACAACGACGACGACGAAGAAGACCAGAACGAUCCCGAAGAAGAAUUGGCCUCCAAUCAAUUCAAGUCUUCCAUCAUUUCCGUUAUCUCCAGUCCAAGUAUUGACACGGUGGAUUAUGACGACGACGGCGACGAGGCAUAUACUCAACGAUUCCGAUCCAAAGCCAAUUUCCAAGAGAGGUUCUCAGACAUCUCCAUUCAAGGGGAUCGCGUGACCUUGGAAGACACGGUGGUGAUCCCACCCGAGGAGAAGUCCAAUCGAACCGCCACCAACAGCCAUAAGGUGUCGGUCCAAGACCGACCCCGCUCAUCCUCAUCCCCGUCCAAGUUCUGGCCUUCGUGCUUUAGCGCCAACUCUAGUCUUUAUUCCCAAUAUGAUUACACCAUCCAUUCGGAAGCCUCGCCUCCGUCUCAUCUGAAUGAAUCUUCACAUAGAAGCCGAGAAAUCUUUAGUCAUCACCACUACUCCAAUCAAGAGGCAACUUCCAGUUCGAAUCAAAAACGCUUUCCCAGCAAAAAGAAACGAAGGAAAAGCGAAGGGGAGUCGCACAAUAGGUCGCAUCCCGAGGACCCCGAAGAGGCCAUGGGUUGGCGGAAACGCACCACUUUCGCCGAUCGACCACCGCCUCAUUAUACGAAAAAGCCUCCAGGGGGUGGGAUCCUCCGGCAACCCAGUCACAAUCCCGUAGCUCUACCGAGAUUCAGUGAUCCCGCACCUCGUCUCGUGGAUCCGGGACCAGCUUCGUUUCAUUAUGCGGGCAAUUCGCUCAGUGCCCUGGGUGCGGGCAAUUACAACACUUUCAGCAAUUACCAGUUCUACCGUCGACCCUAUCCGGGGAAUUUCGCUUACAUGAGCCCGGGUGAGUACUAUCACGGGAUGAACCUCGUGGCACGUCCCUUCGAUCCCCGGUACGCCUUUGAUUAUUCCAAAACCCUGGGUCGCAAGAGGCGAGAAAGUCCCAUGGCCACGGUUCCGGUCCUUUCCCCGCCCAAUGCGACGGCCACUGGUAUGGGAGUGGCCAUGGAACUCAAGCCCAUCAACUGGAAGAAGGUCAAGAGUCGCGGAUCCUCGUCCCACAAAUCCGCGAGUGAUAACUACAAAAUGUUCACAUGGAGCCCGUACAGCUCGAACGUGCCGGUGUUCUAUCCGGAAGCAGCCGUGUUCCCGGUGCGCUUGAAGCAUCCCAAUGGAAAAAGUCUCGAAGACUUACGAUUCUAGCUCAAUUUCUUUUUCUUUAUAUUUUUUAUGCCCACCAUCGCGCCAAUCAAUAAAAUAUGUGUCUCUCAAGCCCCAGUGAAAAGCAAGUGCAGAAGUGUGGGCAACGACAUGGUGGUUUUCGUUUAAUCGCUCAGCAAGACCCCUUUCUUGAGAAUGAUGUUACCAUAUGGAGCGCAAUCUC